CGACUGUUGAAGAUAAACAAUGGCUGAGCUUCCACCGGUAGACGAUGAAUUAAAUUAUGAUGAAUUUGAAAAAUUGGAUAUAUCAAAAGAACAACUUAAAAUGUUGAAGCAAGUUUUCGAUUUAUUCGAUCUCGAAAAGAAAAAGGAAAUUUCGGUGGACAUGAUUGGGCAGAUUUUAGACAUGUUAGGUCAUAGACUUUUACCUGAAGAAUUAAACGAAAUCGUUAAAGAAAUUGACGAAGAUGGUAACGGUGUCAUGAAUUUCGAGGAAUUCGCUAAUUUAGCGGCCAGAUUUUUGAUUGAAGAAGAUGAAGACACAGAGGCGAUUUUGAGAGAAUUAAAGGAUGCCUUCAGGUUGUACGACAAAGAAGGUCUGGGUUAUAUUUCUGUGGAUCUCUUACGAGAUAUUUUGAAGGAACUCGAGCCUAAUUUAUCUCCUGCAGAUCUAAACGAAAUGAUUAAGGAAAUUGAUACAGAUAAUUCCGGUACAGUGGAUUGGGAAGAAUUUAAAGCUAUGAUGAUUGGUUAAAACAGAAACCUCC
Molecule: messenger RNA, 542 nt
Organism: Phyllotreta striolata
Lineage: Eukaryota; Metazoa; Arthropoda; Insecta; Coleoptera; Chrysomelidae
Source: the annotation of a GenBank genome assembly